Fonticula alba is the source of this 1050-nucleotide messenger RNA. RefSeq lists its product as hypothetical. Gene Ontology annotation, molecular function: RNA binding. The transcript has 6 exons. The record is from RefSeq and is a predicted model, not a curated record. NCBI's taxonomy places the organism in Eukaryota, Rotosphaerida, Fonticulaceae. The coding region runs from base 60 to 824 and encodes 254 amino acids.
CCCCCCCUGCCGACGAGAUCCGGUAGUGUAAGAAAGAGAGAGAGACACCAACGCCCAUCAUGUCCACCACUGUGCCUGUCACCUCCCCCUUCGAGACCCCGGUGCCGGCCGUCGCUGAGGCCCCCGUCGCCGCCCCGGCCGAGGGCCCGGCUGCUGCUGCCUCGGUGCCGACUACGGCGGUGGUCGACGCCACCGUCCCGGCCUCCGGUGCCGAGAACGACCUGGCCUCCUCGGAGAAUGCCGCGCCGAUGAGCGAUGACGAUGCCGACGAUGACCUUUCUCUCCUGCAGCAAAUCCAAGCCCAGCAGGUUGUGGCCUCCGGCUCGGACCCUUCCCUGCCGAAGGAUGCUGCCUCGACCCCGCCCAUCCUUUCGCAAGCCGAGCGCGAGGAGAUUGACUCGCGCUCGGUCUUCGUGGGUAAUGUCCACUUCGACACGACUCCCGAGGAGCUGCACGGGCUCUUCUCGCCAGCCGGGACCGUUGUUCGCGUGACCAUCCUCUGUGACAAGUUCACCGGUCGCCCGAAGGGCUUUGCCUACAUCGAGUUCGAGUCGACCGAGAGCGUGGAGCGGGCCCUCAGUCUGACGGACACCCUGCUGCACAGCCGGAAGAUUCACGUCACUCGCAAGCGCACCAACACCCCGGGCAUGUCGGCCUCGCGCGGUGGCCGGUUCAUGAUGUUCCCCGGCGCGCCCUUCAUGUACGGCGGGUACAUGCCCUUCCCGCCGGGCUUCCGCGGUGGCCGUUUCGCUGGCGGCUCCCCGCGCGGCCGCUUCCGCGGCGGUGUUGCCGGUGCUGGCUUCCGCUCCCGCCGUCCCUCUUAAGGCGCUGCCUUGGGUACCACACCGAACACGGUGGCCGGGGCACGGACGCGCGCGUGCGCCCCGUCCCUCGACGCACAGGGCCUCGGGCCCUCUUUCCUCCCCAGCCGGGAGACAUCCUGGGAUGCCUUCUUUGCCCCUUGUCCCCGGGCCCCACACUUGUCGGCGCCGGGGAAUGUCCUUGCCUCUCAUCAAAACACUGCAAUACACAGACACACACAGACACACA